GGUGUUACCUACGCUCGUGGAGGAGUCGCGUGGGGCUGUCGGCUCCCUGUUCUGUGCUUGCGAUUGCGUGGAAGCGGUCCGUGAGGAAAGAUAUCUCCUCCACAGGAGGCUCAAACAUGGCAGACCUGGAAGAAAGCUUCCCCCGAGGGGGUACCGGGAAAACCCACAAAUCGGAGAAGUCUUCCCAGCAGGUGGUUGAACAAGACAACUUAUUUGAUAUUUCCACAGAAGAAGGUCCCAUUAAAAGGAAAAAGAGCCAGAAAGGGCCAGCAAAAAUAAAAAAAUUGAAAAUUGAAAAGAGAAAAUCCAGCAAAUCUAUGAGAGAGAAGUUUGAAAUUCUUAGUCUUGAGUCCCUGUGUGAAGGGAUGCGGAUUUUGGGUUGUGUGAAGGAGGUGAAUGAGCUGGAGCUGGUGGUCAGUCUUCCCAAUGGCCUCCAAGGAUUUGUGCAAGUGACUGAAAUCUGUGACGCCUACACCCAGAAGCUGAACGAGCAGGUGGCACAAGAAGAGCCUCUGGAGGAUCUACUCCGCUUGCCUGAGCUCUUCUCACCUGGAAUGUUGGUGAGGUGUGUGGUGAGCAGCUUGGAUGUCACAGAGAGUGGCAAGAAGAGCGUCAAGCUUUCUGUGAACCCCAAACGUGUCAACAAAGUGCUGAGUGCUGAGGCCUUGAGGCCUGGCAUGCUGCUAACAGGUACAGUGUCAAGUCUGGAAGACCAUGGCUACCUAGUGGACAUUGGUGUUGGUGGGACCAGAGCUUUUCUGUCACUUCAGAAGGCACAAGAAUACAUUCGACAGAAGAACAAAGGUGCUAAGUUCAAAGUCGGCCAGUACCUGACCUGUCUGAUUGAAGAGGUGAAAAGCAACGGAGCAGUUGUGCGUCUCUCUAUAGAGCACUCAGACGUCUCUUCUGCCUUUGCAACUGAGGAGCAAAGCUGGAACCUGAAUACCUUACUGCCAGGGCUGGUGGUCAGAGCUCAGGUGCAGAAGGUAACUCAGUUUGGACUCCAGCUAAAUUUCCUGACGUUCUUCACGGGCCUGGUUGACUUCAUGCAUCUGGAACCCAAGAAGAUGGGAUCUUAUUCUCCAAAGCAAACAGUAAAAGCCUGCAUCCUCUGCGUUCAUCCUCGCACCAGAGUUGUGCGGCUGAGCCUGCGUCCCAUCUUCCUGCAUCCUGGCCGUCCACUCACCCGAAUCUCUUACCAGCAGCUAGGGGCUGUGCUGGAUAAUGUUCCUGUUCAGGGUUUUUUCAAGAAGGCUGGGGCCAUCUUCAGGCUGAAGGAUGGGGUACUGGCCUAUGCCCGGCUCAGCCACCUCUCCAAUUCUAAGAAAGCAUUCAAUGCUGAGGCCUUCAAGCCAGGGAGCACUCACAAGUGUAGAAUCAUUGACUACAGCCAAAUGGAUGAGCUGGCCUUGCUUUCUCUGCGGAAAUCAAUUAUUACAGCUCCAUUUCUUAGAUAUCAUGACAUCAAAAUAGGGACAGUAGUAAAGGGCACAGUGCUGGCCAUAAAGCCAUUUGGGAUACUGGUGAAGGUGGGUGAACAAAUAAAAGGCCUGGUACCCUCCAUGCACCUGGCUGACAUCAUGAUGAAGAACCCAGAGAAGAAGUACAGCACAGGGGAUGAGGUCAUGUGCAGGGUUUUGCUCUGUGAACCUGAAGCCAAGAAGCUAAUAAUGACCCUGAAGAAAACCCUUAUCACAUCCAAACUACCUGCCAUUACCUGCUAUGAGGAUGCCAAGCCUGGCCUACAGACGCAUGGUGUUAUCAUAAGGGUCAAGGACUAUGGCUGCAUUGUAAAGUUCUACAAUGGUGUACAGGGUCUAGUGCCCAAGCAUGAGCUCAGUGCCCAGCAUAUCCCUGACCCAGAGAAGGUUUUUUACACUGGCCAGGUGGUAAAGGUGGCAGUGCUGAGCUGUGAGCCUUCCAAAGAGAGGAUGCUCCUGUCCUUCAAACUGUUGAGUGAUUCAGAGCCAAAGGAUGAGCGUGUUGAGGAGAGUCAGAAGAAAGGAAGAGCCGUGAACAUUGGGCAGUUGGUGGAUGUGAAGGUUCUGGAGAAGACCAAAAAUGGGCUGGAGGUGGCCAUCCUGCCCCACAACACCCCUGCUUUCCUCCCCACGCCUCAUUUGUCUGACCAUGUUGCCAAUGGCCCACUGUUGCAUCACUGGCUCCACACAGGUGACACCCUCCACCGAGUUCUGUGUCUGAGCCAGAGUGAGAGACACAUUGUUCUUUGCAGGAAGCCAGCUUUGGUUUCCACAGUAGAAGGUGGCCAGGACCCCAAGAGCCUCUCAGAAAUACAGCCUGGAAUGCUGCUCAUUGGUUUUGUGAAGAGCAUCAAGGACUAUGGCGUGUUUGUCCAGUUCCCCUCAGGUCUUAGUGGACUGUCCCCCAAAACUAUCAUGAGUGACAAGUUCGUAACCACUCCAAGUGAACACUUUGUGGAGGGUCAGACAGUCGUUGCUAAGGUGACCAAUGUGGAUGAGUCAAAGCAAAGGAUGUUGCUGUCUCUGCGGCUGUCAGACUGCAGUCUGGGGGACUCGGCCAGCACCAGCUUCCUCCUUCUGUGCCAGUGCCUGGAAGAGCUGCAGGGCAUUCGCAGCCUCAUGAGAAACCAAGACUCUGUAUUGAUCCAGACACUGGCUGACAUGACCCCAGGGAUGGUCCUUGAUGCCAUGGUACAAGAGGUGUUGGAAGAUGGUUCAGUGGUGUUCAGCGGGCUCCCUGUGCCUGACCUGAUCCUGAGAGCCAGCAGAUACCACCGGGCAGGGCAGGAGGUGGAGCCUGGGCAGAAGAAGAAGGUCGUGGUUCUACAUGUGGACAUGUUGAAGUUGGAGGUCCAUGUGUCCCUUCACCAGGACUUGGUGAACAGGAAAGCUAGAAAGCUGAGAAAAAGCAGCAGACACCAGGGAAUUGUGCAGCAUCUGGAGGAGUCCUUUGCCGUGGCCUCCUUGGUGGAGACUGGCCACCUUGUGGCUUUCUCUCUAAUAUCUCACCUCAACGAUACCUUCCACUUUGACUCCGAGAAGCUACAUGUGGGACAGGGUGUCUGCCUCACCCUCAAGACCACAGAACCAGGAGUGACCGGUCUAAUUUUGGCUGUGGAAGGGCCAGCUUCUAAGAGGACCAGGAUGCCAGCUCAGAGGGAUUCAGAGACAGUUGAUGAGAAAGAGGGGGAGGAGGAGGAGAAGGAAGAGGAGGACUUGACUCUGAGAUCUAAGAAGAGGCAUAGCCUGGCUAUUGGGGACAAAGUCAGCGGGACCAUUAAGUCUGUGAAGGCCACACAUGCUGUUGUGGCUCUAGAUGAUGGCUUUGUUGGCUGUAUCCAUGCCUCCCGGGUCCUAGAUGAUGUCCCAGUGGGCACCUCUCCUAUGAGCACACUGAAAGCUGGCAAGAAAGUCACUGCGAGAGUGAUCGGUGGGCGAGAUGUGAAGACAUCUAAGUUUCUCCCAAUAAGUCACCCCAGAUUUGUUCUGACCAUCCUGGAGCUGAGUGUUCGACCAAGUGACUUGAAGGGUGGCUACAGUGCUCUUAACACUCACUCUGUGAGCCCCAUGGAGAAGAUUAGACAGUACCAGGCUGGGCAGACUGUGACUUGCUUCUUCAAGAAGUACAAUGUGAUGAAGAAGUGGCUUGAAGUGGACAUUGGACCAGACAUCCGAGGGAGAAUCCCCUUGUUGCUCACUUCCCUCAGCUUCAAGGUUCUGAAACACCCAGACAAGAAGUUCCAGAUUGGGCAGGCCAUCAGGGCCACCGUCGUUGGCCCAGACGUCCCCAGGGCUUUCUUAUGUCUGUCACUCAUAGGUCCUUACAGACUUGAAGAAGGGGAAGUAGCCAUGGGCCGAGUGUUAAAGGUGGUACCCAACCAGGGACUGACCGUCUCUUUCCCUUUUGGGAAGAUGGGGAAAGUCAGUAUAUUUCAUGUGAGUGACUCGUACUCUGAGGCACCCCUGGAAGACUUCUGCCUCCAGAAGAUUGUCAGAUGUUAUGUCCUGUCCACGGCACACCGUGUGCUGGCUCUGUCACUGCGAUCAUCCAGGACAAACAGAGAGACAAAAAGUAAAAUAGAAGAUCCAGAAGUCAACUCCAUUGAGGAUGUCAAGGAGGGGCAGCUCCUGCGGGGCUAUGUGAAAUCUGUUCUGUCGAGUGGUGUGAUCAUAGGCCUUGGACCUUCAGUUCUGGGUUUGGCCAAGAAUUCACAUGUCUCUGAGUGUAUCCCACCUGAGAAAGAGCUUUAUAGCAGAGGCCUCCCUGAGGGAAAGCUGGUCACUGCCAAGGUCCUGUGCGUGGACCCCACGAAGAACCUGAUUGAGCUGUCGCUCCUUCCCAGCGACACUGGGAAGCCGGAUCUGUUCUCUGCUUCCCCAGAGCCACCUCUUCCAAAACAAGAGGAGAGGAAAGGAGAAGAGAAGAAGAUCCGGAAAAGGAAAGAGAAGAACCGGAAGAGGCAAGAGGUGUCCGGGUUGUCCAGCCAGGAAAAGAAAGAACCCCAGAAGUCACAGAGGGGUGGGCAGGGCAAGCGGGAGCGCCAGGAGUCUGAGAGCGAGCAGGAACUAGUGAACAAGAGGCCAAAGAAGUCUGGGGCACCAGAAGAAGACGACAGUGGUGUGGAAGUGUACUACCGGGAAGGAGAGGAUGAGGUGGAGGAGCCAAAGCUGCCUCCCAGGGGCAAGCCGACAAAGCCCACAGAGGUGCCCCGGCUGCACCUCUCUUCAGGCUUCAUCUGGGACGUGGGGCUCGACUCUCUGACUCCAGUCUUACCACUCCGAGACGAGAGCUCAGACAGUGAGGAGGAUGAGCAGCCACACCCAGCCAAGAAGAAGAAGGGCAAGAAGGAAAGAGAGCUGGAGAAGCAGAAGGCAGAGAAGGAGCUGUCACGCAUUGAGGAAGCACUUAUGGACCCCGGGCGGCAGCCGCAGUCUGCAGAUGACUUUGACCGGCUGGUGCUAAGCUCCCCCAACAGCUCCAUCCUUUGGCUGCAGUACAUGGCGUUCCAUCUACAGGCCACCGAGAUUGAGAAGGCCCGGGCUGUAGCUGAGAGGGCCCUGAAGACCAUCUCCUUCAGGGAGGAGCAGGAAAAGCUGAACGUGUGGGUGGCACUGCUGAACCUGGAAAACAUGUACGGCUCUCAGGAGUCCCUGACUAAGGUCUUCGAGCGAGCUGUGCAGUACAAUGAGCCUCUCAAGGUUUUCCUGCAUCUGGCUGACAUCUACACCAAGUCCGACAAGUUCACGGAAGCUGGUGAGCUGUACAACCGGAUGCUGAAGCGGUUCCGACAGGAGAAGGCUGUCUGGAUCAAAUAUGGUGCCUUUGUUUUGGGGAGGAGUCAGGCUGGGGCCAGCCACCGUGUGCUGCAGCGAGCCCUGGAGUGCCUGCCCACCAAGGAGCAUGUGGAUGUGAUUGUCAAGUUUGCCCAGCUAGAGUUCCAGCUCGGGGAUGUGGAGCGGGCUAAGGCCAUGUUUGAAAACACGCUGAGCACCUACCCAAAACGCACAGACGUCUGGUCGGUCUACAUCGACAUGACCAUCAAGCAUGGAAGCCAGAAAGAAGUCAGGGACAUCUUUGAGCGGGUCAUUCAUCUGAGCCUGGCCCCUAAGAGGAUGAAGUUCUUUUUCAAGCGCUACCUGGACUAUGAGAAGCAGCACGGCACAGAGAAGGACGUCCAGGCCGUCAAGGCGAAGGCCUUGGAGUACGUGGAGGCCAAGAGCUCUGCGCUGGAGGACUAGCAGCACAGGCUCUCCUGCACCCUGGGGACAGCAGGCACCUGGACGGUGGGAGCCCUGGCCUGGGGACUGUUUUAAUUGCUGCUUUUUCUGCAGCGCGCCUGUAGGCUGUGAUGCUUGUGGAAGGCAGGCUUGGCUCGCUGAGGCCAAGUUCCUCAUCUUGUCAGAAUAAAGAAUUUUGAGAGUGUUUUUUUUUUUUAAACUCUCAAAAUCUUUUUAAAAAUCUUUUGAGACAGGGUUUUUACUAUGGUCCUAGCUGGCUUGGAACCUGCUAUGUAGACCCAGCCAGCCUUGAACCCAGAAACCCACGACUUCUGCCUCCUAAGUGCUGGGAUUAAAGGCAUGUACUAUCAAUUCUUGCUUUUAA
Grammomys surdaster is the source of this 6084-nucleotide messenger RNA. RefSeq names its product programmed cell death 11 (gene Pdcd11). The transcript has 36 exons. Gene Ontology annotation, molecular function: protein binding; RNA binding. Gene Ontology annotation, biological process: rRNA processing. Bases 117 to 5720 code for a protein of 1867 amino acids. Gene Ontology annotation, cellular component: nucleolus; nucleus; small-subunit processome. NCBI's taxonomy places the organism in Eukaryota, Metazoa, Chordata, Mammalia, Rodentia, Muridae. The record is from RefSeq and is a predicted model, not a curated record.